GGCCGCAGCAGCCACCGAACAGCCCCGGUGCCAGGUCCCAACCUUUCCCGGGAGUGGAAGGGGAAGGGGAAGGAGGGGCCAAUAAAGAAAAGUUGGUGUCGGAGGAAUCCUCUCUUCCAGUGCGGCGCCCACCAUCUCCCGGGUUCCUUUAAUACCUGAAAACCACCCCCUCGCGGCUGUGGGGUACCCAGGCUCGAGCAGCAUGACUACGGAGACCUUCGUGAAGGAUAUCAAGCCCGGACUCAAGAAUCUGAACCUUAUCUUCAUUGUGCUGGAGACAGGCCGAGUGACCAAGACAAAGGACGGGCACGAGGUUCGAACCUGCAAAGUGGCUGACAAAACAGGCAGCAUCAAUAUUUCUGUCUGGGACGAUGUGGGCAACCUGAUCCAACCUGGAGAUAUUAUCCGACUCACCAAAGGAUAUGCUUCAGUGUUCAAAGGUUGCCUGACACUGUACACUGGCCGCGGGGGUGAUCUGCAGAAGAUUGGAGAAUUCUGUAUGGUUUAUUCUGAGGUUCCUAACUUCAGUGAGCCCAACCCAGAGUAUAGCACCCAGCAGGCACCCAACAAAACUGUGCAGAAUGACAGCAGCCUUCCAGCCACCCAGGCUGCCACCGGACCCCCUUCAGUCUCUCCAGCAUCUGAGAACCAGAACGGGAAUGGACUGAGUGUCCCACCAGGUCCUGGUGGUGGCCCACAUCCCCCUCACACUCCUGCCCACCCCCCCAGCACCCGGAUUACUCGAAGCCAGCCCAACCACACACCAGCUGCCCCUCCUGGCUCCUCCAGCAACCCUGUCAGUAACGGCAAAGAAACCCGCAGGAGCAGCAAGAGAUAGCAAGACACUCUUCCUUCCCUCCU
Molecule: messenger RNA, 861 nt
Organism: Fukomys damarensis (Damara mole-rat)
Lineage: Eukaryota; Metazoa; Chordata; Mammalia; Rodentia; Bathyergidae
Gene: Nabp2
Product: nucleic acid binding protein 2
Exons: 8
Coding region: 203-838 (211 amino acids)
Biological process (GO): response to ionizing radiation; double-strand break repair via homologous recombination; mitotic cell cycle checkpoint signaling
Cellular component (GO): SOSS complex
Molecular function (GO): DNA binding
Source: RefSeq, a predicted model, not a curated record